Molecule: messenger RNA, 720 nt
Organism: Batrachochytrium dendrobatidis JAM81
Lineage: Eukaryota; Fungi; Chytridiomycota; Chytridiomycetes; Rhizophydiales
Exons: 1
Coding region: 1-720 (239 amino acids)
Source: RefSeq, a predicted model, not a curated record
AUGAAACUUGCAGUCACAGUAUUAGCAUCAAUCCUGCUUGCUUGCUCAGUUACUACGGUCAGCUCAGUUAAUCCCAGUGCAGCUACAAGUGCUGAAACUAGUUCUUUAACGGCUCAACCUAGCGCAACUACAAAUUCUGUAUUUGAGGAUUGGACAGUUUUUAAUGCAGAAAUUACAAACUCGGUUGAUCUUAGUCGACUUUCAGAGGAUGAUGCGAGGUUGAUCAAAAAGCACCUAAAACUGAAUGAAAAAUGUAAAAAAACGAAGAAAGCGCGUGGCUUGGCAGAAUCUGCAAAACUUGAUCAAGAAAGAUUGGUAAGCCGGCUAGAUGAAAAAUAUCAGCGGCUGCUAAAUAAAUUUCAAGGCGAAAAUGGCUCAAAAUACGGUGAAAGACUUUUGAAAGCCAAACUGGAGCUUGAAAAAGAACAAGAAAUUCUCGUCGAGAUUGAAAAAAAGUGUCAGAGUCUUGGUUCCGAUAUUUUUGGCUUUAACUUGGAAUUGAAUAUAACCAGAGGAAAGCUUGCAAGGCGUCUGUUUGGGGAUAAUCUGGAUAUAGAAUCACUUUAUCUUUACAUGGAAUUUUUGAAAUCAGAUCUCAGUUUUGUUGAAAGCAUCUACAACUCUCUCAUUCUCGUACUAAGCCAACAGCCAGGAUCAGAGCAAGCAUCUACUAGCGAGACCCAAAGUUCAUCACAAUAUCAUGAAACGCCUACAGCUUAA